AUGUCGCUCCCACAGAGGCCCGGGCAAGAGUCGCCCAAGGCCAAAGGCUAUCGAAACUCCAGCUCGCGGCGGCAUCGGGCUGUCGACAUCGAAACAGGCGAAUUUCACACCGUCGAUGUACCUGCCAAAGAUCGUCGUCGCCGUGGCAAAUCUACCUCAUCCUUUGCCGAAACCAUUUCCAACCCUAAUAACAAUCCCGAUACCGCGCCUCUCCAGGGCAGCAGCUCACCGCAACCCGAAGACCACAUCUCGCGAAAACGCAGCCUGAUUCGCCCUGAGCGCAACCGCAUCGACAAGGACCAUCGCAACUACCACUACCAUAAGCAUUCCGCUCGAAUGAAUGUUCUGCCGUCCUCCACCGGCAAUGAUCCUCUCCUCGAGAACUUCGACACCACCACGGAACGAUCCGGCGGCUCCCACGCCUAUGAGACCGUCUCGGAGAAUUCCAAGGAGAAUAAGACCCGUGCUCAAGAAAAAUCGAGCCCACCCCGGCCACCUCGCCGCGGUAGGCAUGGAAAGAUUGUCAAAGAGAGCAAGAUCAAGCCCAGGCGCAAACACAAAGCUGUAGAGGACAAGCUGCGUCCCCCAACCAUCUGGAACGUCUACUGCUCUCUUGUUACCUUUUGGUGUCCCGCCUUCAUACUGCGUUGCUGCGGCAUGCCUGCCAAGGCCCAACAGCGCGCUUGGCGUGAGAAGAUGGGCUUGAUUAGCAUUAUUCUCAUGAUCAUGGCCGUCGUUGGUUUUCUCACCUUUGGUUUCACUGCCGCUGUCUGCAGCGCUCCUCCCAUCCGCCUCCGCAACAACAGGGUCUCGGGCGGCUACAUGAUUUUCCACGGUGUCGCCUACGAUCUGUCCGAGUCGCACCACCCCGUUGCCGAGGGCAUUCCUCGCCGCCAGGACGGCACCGGCGCCAAUGUCUUGUACGAUUUGCCCGAAAAGCACACCGGCCAGGACGGAAGCUUCCUAUUCCAAAACGUCAACGGUGCCUGCAAGAACAUCAUUACUGCCGCACCAGACUCUGAUGUCCCUACCAACGCCAACGGCGACCUUGCCUGGUACUUUCCAUGUACCACGACCAACCAGGAUGGCUCGACGCAACCCAACCUGACGAUCCCCUACUAUCUUGGCUACGCCUGCCACACCUCCAACCCCGCACGCAACGCUUUCUACAAGGGGCUCAAGGGUGCCGCCGAUGUCUACUUUUCUUGGCAAGAUAUUCGCAACAGCUCGCGCAACCUGAUAGUGUACUCCGGCAAUGUUCUCGAUCUCAACGUUCUCAAUUGGUUCAACGAAACUCAGGUUCGCAUUCCCGACCGUUUCAAGGAGCUUCGCGACACCAAUUCUCCCUUCAACAAGGCUGUCCGUGGCCGCGAUGUCACUCGCCUAUUCCAGAGCUCCGAGGACAAAAAGUACGCCCAGUGUUUCGAGGAGAUUAUCAAGGUUGGUUCCGUCGACACUGAAACUGUUGGCUGCAUCGCUUCCAAGGUUGUGCUCUACUGCGCGUUGGCCUUGAUCCUGUCCGUCGUUGUCGCCCGAUUCUCCCUCGCCCUAGUCUUUCAGUGGUUCAUCAGCCGUACCUAUGCCGCCCACAAAACCUCGCAAAGCUCCGACCGCCGCAAGCGCAACAAGCAGAUUGAAGAUUGGUCCGAAGAUAUCUACCGUGCACCAGCGCGUCUCCCCGGCGAACUCGGCAGUACCGCAGCCGGUUCCGAUCGCAAUAGCAAGCGCGCUUCCACAUUUCUCCCAACCACCUCUCGUUUCUCUGCUAUCAAUCCUGGCGAGCGCAGUUCCAACGCCCGCGGCCGUCUCCCUACCACCAUGUCCAGCCAAGGCGGCAGCGCACUGCUCCAGCCAAACUCUGUCUAUAAACAAAGCAACGACAGUCGCGCCAGCUUCCUCCGCUCAGAACCCUACGGCAACACCACCUCGACCGAUGGACCUGGUCCCGCGGGUUUCAUCCAUGACUCUGUUGUUCCCCAACCACCCUCUGAUUGGAUGCCUUUUGGCUUCCCCCUUGCCCACACUAUGUGUCUGGUCACUGCCUAUUCCGAGGGUGCAGAAGGCAUUCGUACCACUCUCGACUCGAUUGCCAUGACCGAUUAUCCCAACAGCCACAAGGUCAUUCUCGUAAUUUGCGAUGGCAUCAUCAAGGGCAAGGGCGAAUCAGUGUCUACCCCGGACGCCUGUUUGUCCAUGCUCAAGGACCACACCACGCCGCCAGAGCUCGUUCAGCCAUUCUCUUAUGUCGCUGUAGCUAGCGGCUCCAAGCGACACAACAUGGCCAAGGUGCACUGCGGCUUUUAUGACUAUGGUGCCAACUCGCGCAUCCCUCAGGAGCGCCAGCAGCGAGUCCCCAUGAUGGUGAUUGUCAAGUGCGGCACGCCCGCCGAGUUUGGUGGUUCCAAGGCCGGUAAUCGUGGUAAGCGUGACAGUCAGAUUAUCCUUAUGUCAUUUUUGCAGAAAGUCAUGUUUGACGAGCGGAUGACGGAGCUUGAGUACGAAAUGUUCAACGGCUUGUGGAAGGUGACUGGUAUAUCGCCCGACUACUACGAGAUAGUGCUCAUGGUCGACGCCGACACCAAGGUCUUUCCCGACAGCCUGACGCACAUGGUGUCGGCCAUGGUCAAAGAUCCGGAGAUUAUGGGUCUCUGCGGCGAGACCAAAAUUGCCAACAAGCGCGCCAGCUGGGUUUCUGCCAUCCAGGUCUUUGAGUACUUUAUCUCACACCACCUCGCCAAGUCGUUUGAAUCUGUGUUUGGUGGUGUCACCUGUCUGCCCGGCUGUUUCUGCAUGUACCGUAUCAAGGCGCCCAAAGGCGGCCAAAACUACUGGGUGCCCAUCCUGGCCAACCCCGACGUGGUCGAGCACUACUCGGAGAAUGUGGUUGAGACUCUGCACGAGAAGAACCUGUACCUGCUGGGCGAGGAUCGCUACCUGACAACUCUGAUGCUGCGCACAUUUCCGAAGCGCAAACAAAUUUUCGUGCCGCAGGCCGUCUGCAAGACGACCGUCCCUGACGAGUUCAUGGUUCUGCUCUCCCAGCGCCGUCGCUGGAUCAACUCAACCGUGCACAACCUUAUGGAGCUCGUUCUUGUCCGUGACCUCUGCGGUACCUUUUGCUUCUCCAUGCAGUUUAUUAUCUUUGUCGAGCUCGUUGGCACACUUGUCCUGCCCGCCGCCAUUGCCUUUACCUUUUACGUCGUCAUCACCUCGAUCAUCCAUCAACCCGUGCAAAUCAUUCCGCUCGUGCUGCUCGGCCUCAUUCUCGGCCUCCCCGGCGCGCUGAUUAUUGUCACGGCGCACUCAUUGUCAUACGUCGCCUGGAUGCUCAUCUACCUCGUCUCGCUGCCCAUUUGGAACUUUGUGCUGCCCACGUACGCGUUCUGGAAGUUUGACGACUUCUCGUGGGGCGAGACGCGCAAGACGGACGGCGAGGUCAAGGGCAAGUCGGGCCACGAGGCCGCCGGCGAGUUUGACAGCUCCAAGAUUACCAUGAAGCGCUGGGCCGAGUUUGAACGUGAGAAGCGCUCCAAGGGUGCGUACUGGGCGUCGAGCUCCCGCGACAACCUGACGUCGACGGGCGGCUGGGCGCUGCCGCCGGCGGCGGGCCAUGAAGACUAUUAUUCGGAUGCGUAG
Beauveria bassiana ARSEF 2860 is the source of this 3636-nucleotide messenger RNA. RefSeq names its product glycosyltransferase family 2. Bases 1 to 3636 code for a protein of 1211 amino acids. The transcript has a single exon. NCBI's taxonomy places the organism in Eukaryota, Fungi, Ascomycota, Sordariomycetes, Hypocreales, Cordycipitaceae. Gene Ontology annotation, cellular component: cell periphery; cell septum. The record is from RefSeq and is a predicted model, not a curated record. Gene Ontology annotation, molecular function: chitin synthase activity.